Molecule: messenger RNA, 716 nt
Organism: Phascolarctos cinereus (koala)
Lineage: Eukaryota; Metazoa; Chordata; Mammalia; Diprotodontia; Phascolarctidae
Gene: TMEM239
Product: transmembrane protein 239
Source: RefSeq, a predicted model, not a curated record
GGUAGGGUGGAGAUGGGGAGGCUAGGAGCCAGGUUGCAGAGGUUCCUUCCCAGCUCUUAUAGAGAGCUGAUGGUGGCGACAUGACCAAGGCUGCUCUGCUGGGAGGUGCACCGGGUCAAUGCAGCGGACCAGAACCGAGGGGUCAACCGACCAAGCGGGAGCGGGAGAAGGCUUGAGGGAUAACUGGCGGAGCUGGGCUCUGUGGCGAACUUGGGAGCAGUGGUGGGACGGCCCAGAUGGAGCCCGCCGACGCUUGGCAUCCUGGUGCUCUUCGCCCUCUUGGUGGGUGCCCUUGCAGCGGGGCCUGUGGCUGCUCGAAACCGGCCUCUACCUGCUGCUGUGCCUGGGCCUGUGCCAUGCUCUCUUCACCACGGGAUGCCACCUGCUGCGCUCGCUCUGGCCUGUAGUGGCCGCGGUAUGGAAGCAUCUUUUGCCAGCGCUGCUGCUCAUGGCCUUGAGUGCGCUGCCAGCCCUGCUUUUUGCUGCCUCCUUCCUACUGCUCCUUUCCACCCUACUCAGCCUGCUGGGGCUACUGACCGGAAUGACCCGGCCUGGACCUGUCAUCAGCCUCCAUGCUGGUCUCGACCCUAGCCCCAGGCCCCUCUAAGAUAAGGGAUCACCAUCUGCCCCCUAACACUGCCCCCAAUCCAGCCUUGGCCUUGAACCUGUCCUCAACCCCAUCCAAUACAAGGGACCGGCUUUGCCCCCUGCCACCA